CAUCAAUCACCACUAUCAAUCUGAACUGUACGCAAAGUGACUCCCCAAGCAUCUGAAAAGCACAGGGAUCUUCUCGUCAUAUUCACUGGUUCAUCUAGGCUCACUGUUCACCUAUCUUUAUUGGUGGCUGUUUGAUCCGGUCCGGUCCCUGUCCGCAGUUUAUCCUAUUCUAUUCGAUCGGACUUCUAGAACUCGGAUCUGAUAUACUACCACCAACCUACAGAUUAUUGCAUAACAGCCAGGGGAUCACCAACCAUACAUCCUAAUUCAUCUGUUCACCGAUCUCGAACUCGCGACCUCAGGAUCAACAGCCUGCCCCUGUGGCUUCCCGUUUGUCGGUUGUUUCAGCCUGGGUUGCCCUGGAGCUGGCUUCACAUCCUCAGUCCUUUCUCUCAGUUAUUCCAACUACGCAAGUUACUGCCGUCACUUCUCCGUACAUCCAGACAACACCAUAAUCUGCAAGAUCAAACCAUACAUCCAGCCUCAAUAGUUAGGCCAUUAUGUCGAUCAACUGGGUGAUGCUCCAUGACCAGGAUGGCUUUGUCCGCCUACCGCAUGAGCAACUGAUCUAUACAUCUCCACCUCGCACCAGCCUCGCGCUACAGCCGCUGAGCUCAUCUGGAGGCAAAAACUCAUUUUCCAUCCAAAGCAGUGCUGGUCAAAUCUUUUUGACGAACCAAAGGGUUGUCUACAUUCCGAUACAGAAUUCGCAGACGUUUCAGUCGUUCUCUGCGCCGCUGCUAAAUGUUCAUGAUACCCACGUCACUGCUCCGUUCUUUGGGCCAAAUGCCUGGAUCGCCCUGGUCCAGCCCGUGUCGGGAGGCGGGAUCCCUCCAUCCUUGCCUGCAGUACAGGUCAAGGUGACUUUCAAAGAAGGAGGCGCAUUCGACUUCCAUAAUCAUUUCGAACGAAUCAAGGAGCGUCUACAGCAGGCGGUCGAGAACUCGCAAGCAAGCAGUCGCGGAGCCAGGAACGUUGACCUCUCCACGAUUCAUUUGGACGAGCUGCCAGCUUAUUCUGGCCCCUCUAACAAUGAUGCUGGGGAAGGCCAAGCCAGCCAGGACCAAUGCAUGAGUCCACAGAGUCAGCCUCAUGCAGCAGAGACAGAUUCCAUGGUGGAACCACCGCCGGACUAUGAGACGGUCCAGCAGCAAAGCGUGGCGGAUGAAGUGGAGGCAAGACUGCGCCGGGCCAGUUGAUGAAGGCUUACAGACGUUGCAUAUGAGAAAAGAAGAGAAAAAGGAACAAUCAAU
Molecule: messenger RNA, 1253 nt
Organism: Aspergillus aculeatinus CBS 121060
Lineage: Eukaryota; Fungi; Ascomycota; Eurotiomycetes; Eurotiales; Aspergillaceae
Exons: 3
Coding region: 501-1199 (232 amino acids)
Biological process (GO): positive regulation of DNA-templated transcription
Cellular component (GO): nucleus
Molecular function (GO): chromatin DNA binding; transcription coactivator activity
Source: RefSeq, a predicted model, not a curated record